AAAAUUUGUAAACAAUUUCGGUGGCGCCCUCUAUCUGUCACCGAAUUUGAAAGAAUGCGCGAAACGCUAUUUUUGUUAUUUUUGGUGAAAUUCUCCCUCUGUGGUCGCGUGUAUAGGCCCUCGUUUUUGAGCGACGAUGAGAUCACACACACUCGCUUUGAACGAGAUGACAACAGUGCCCCUUGCAACGAAGACGAUUUAAUGAAUUUUCUAGCCGAAAUUCAAGUGAUCAACCCUGAGAGUAUAGUGAAGUUGGCCACUUUGGGCGAUAUUAAGCCGUCGUGUAAUCGCGUGGCCGAAAAUUUGGAAAAAAUCAAGGCGUACCUCAAAACCUGUACUCCCCCGAAUCAGCCUGACUUGUAUAUGCAAUUGAUCAAAGGAGUUGAGGCGUUGCAUGAGAAGAUUUGUACAGAAUCUCCGUUCAGGAGCCAAUUUGAGAAAAUUCACAAAUGCCUUCAUGAGCUCAGAAAUGAUUUGGAGGACUGUGGAGGACCGGCAGAUUGGAACGAAAAUUCAGACAAUGCCGCAGUUUGCAAGGCUUACAAAGACAUAGCUGACUGUUAUUACAUCAAAACUGCGAAAGUGUGUGGAAACAGCGCUGCAGCAACAACUAAAGAACUUCUACAGUCGAUAAUUGACAGUAUUCUCACAAUAAGCUGUGACAAUGUGAAGGAGACGCCCAAAGUCAAGGACCCAAUGCCUGAGGAAUAUAUGAAAAAAGAAAAUAAGGCUGACACAAUGAUUCUUCCAACUGUACUUCACUUACUAGUUAGCAUAAUAUUGAUUUUUAUUUAAACUUCAACAAAUCUAAAUUAUUGUAAUAAAGGUAUUGAAAGACA
Messenger RNA from Tribolium castaneum (red flour beetle), 839 nucleotides. RefSeq lists its product as uncharacterized. Bases 55 to 795 code for a protein of 246 amino acids. The record is from RefSeq and is a predicted model, not a curated record. NCBI's taxonomy places the organism in Eukaryota, Metazoa, Arthropoda, Insecta, Coleoptera, Tenebrionidae. The transcript has 5 exons.